Fusarium mangiferae is the source of this 588-nucleotide messenger RNA. RefSeq lists its product as uncharacterized. The coding region runs from base 1 to 588 and encodes 195 amino acids. The record is from RefSeq and is a predicted model, not a curated record. Lineage: Eukaryota; Fungi; Ascomycota; Sordariomycetes; Hypocreales; Nectriaceae. The transcript has 6 exons. Gene Ontology annotation, molecular function: RNA binding. Gene Ontology annotation, cellular component: nuclear speck. Gene Ontology annotation, biological process: mRNA splicing, via spliceosome.
AUGUCUCGUGGCGGCACCACUCUCUACGUGACCGGCUUUAGCCACGGCACCCGCGCUCGCGACCUCGCCUACGAGUUCGAACGCUACGGCCGACUGGUUCGCUGCGAUAUUCCCGCACCCCGGUCUACGUCUUCCCGGCUCUUCGCUUUCGUUGAGUACGAGGACCGUCGUGAUGCCGAUGAUGCCUACCAUGAGAUGCACAACAAGCGCAUCGGUCGCGAUGACAUUUUGAAGAUUGAGUGGGCUCGUACUCCUCCCUCUGCUUCAUGGCGCUUCGAAUCUGGACGCGACCGUGACCGACGUGGUGGCGCUCGCUCCCCUCGGCGUGGACGCUCUCCUUCUCCUCGCCGCAGCACUCGCGAUUAUUCUCCUCGCAAGGACGACCGUAGGGACCGUGACCGAGACUAUGAUCGCGAGAGCCGACGUGACAGGGAUCGGUCUCGCAGCCCUGACCAUCGGGACCGUGAGCGUGACUCCAAAGAUGACCGUGAUGAUCGUGACCGACGGGAGAACGGUACGAAUGGUGACGAGCGCAAGGCUCUCGAUAGUCCUCCUCCUGCUCACGACGAUCUUGAUGUUGCCGAGUAG